UGUUGUUGUUGUUGUUUUUAAUAAUAAUAAAAAAUUCAUAAAUAUUUAUUUUAUUUUAGUUGGUGUUUAAAACUUUAUCCAAAAGGUGUUAAUGAAAAAUCAGUUGAAUAUAUAAGUUUAUUUGUUAAAUAUGUUCGUGGUCGUACAGAUUUAUUAGCUAAAGCUGAAUUUUCUUUAAUAAAUAGUCGUGGAGAAUUUCAUAUUGUACGUAAAACUCCAUAUCAUGUAUUUCCAACAGGUGGUGAUUGGGGUUAUUCAGAAUAUUUGAUGCGUAUGGUAUUAACAACACAACGUAAAUCGGAAUUAUUAAAUUCUGAUCAAAGUUUAAAAAUUUUUGCACGUGUUAUUAUUGUUGGAGAAUCAUCAUCAUCAAUAAUACAUGAAGAAAAAAAGAAUACAUAUGAUAGUUUAGUUUCAUUAUCAACACAUUUGGGUUCAUUAAUAUCAUCAAAUAAAGAUAAUUGUUAUGAUGUUACUAUUAUUGUACGACCAGAACAAUUUAAUAAUUUAAUAUAUGAAAAUAAAUCAAAUGAUAUACCAUCAUCAUCAUCAUCAUCAUCAUCAUCGUCUUCAUCAUCACCAAAAAAGAAUAAUAAUCGUACAAAACGUAAACGAUAUAGUUCAAAUUCUGGUGGAAGUAGUGGUGCAGGAGAAUCAUCAGAUGAAACAACUUCAACAGCAUUAACUGUUUCAUCAACAUCUACAACAGCAACAUUUUAUGCACAUCGAAGUAUUUUAAGUGUAAGUUUUUAUAUUUAUUUCAUUUAA
This is a messenger RNA of Rotaria sp. Silwood2, 768 nucleotides long. NCBI's taxonomy places the organism in Eukaryota, Metazoa, Rotifera, Eurotatoria, Philodinida, Philodinidae. The record is from the annotation of a GenBank genome assembly.